Corticium candelabrum is the source of this 2375-nucleotide messenger RNA. RefSeq names its product peroxidasin homolog. NCBI's taxonomy places the organism in Eukaryota, Metazoa, Porifera, Homoscleromorpha, Homosclerophorida, Plakinidae. The transcript is spliced from 11 exons. Bases 1 to 2154 code for a protein of 717 amino acids. The record is from RefSeq and is a predicted model, not a curated record.
AUGGUAGUGAUGUGGAUGAAGGUUUUGAGUUCACUGCUGACGCUUUCCUUCAUUUUUGUUCCAUCCUGUCGAGUGUUAGCAGUUGGUGGUCUUGUAAUCAGAGAAGAACCAGCAGAUACAGUUAUCACACAAGUUGGUCACGUCCAUACUGCUACUCUCUACUGCAAGACAAACUCUCAAGAUAAUUCGACAAUCACUACUUGGUACAAAGAUGACGUCAACGUAGAAGAAGGAGGUUUACCUUUCUAUAACAUAACGAAAGAAAGUCUUGUGGUUCAAACUACGGAUAUCAAUGAUCCCGGAGGAAUUCUAGAAGGAUUGUAUUAUUGUGUGAUCAACAACGGGACGGUAGACGUCAGAAGCAAGAGCGCGUAUAUUAGAGGAGCACGUUCUAUCUUAUUUGAUCCUCCAAGGAAUCCAUUCUUUUCUAUACAUGCAACAGUUGUAGUAGCUCAAAGUGGUUACCUACAACUACCAGUAUCGGACAACAAACCUUUCUGGUUAGUUGAAUGUGGAAGUGUCACUAUCAGUUGUACAUCUACAAGCUGUCCAUUUUGGCAUGACGUAUCUGUGACUGGUCGACUCGUCGUUUUCUCCGUCCUUCGCAUUAGAUACAGUGAAAUCAGAAACAACAUUGACAAAUGUAGAAAUGAGAGCACAAUACGUGUCAUCGGUACAAUUGGAACACCUCGAAUGGAAGGAACGUUUAUCUUUCAAGAUACUAUAUCAUUGGUUCCAAGGACUUAUAUUCAAAAUCAAAAUAUUUUUGUUAAAGUUGGCAGCAAUGCAACCCUUUACUGCAUAUCCGGUCAUAUUAGCAGCUCGUACACGUGGAAAAGAGAUGGUACUGUGAUUGUUGUUGGUAUGAGAUUUUCAUUGCUCAUUGAUGGUGUGCUGCACAUACAAAACGUGACUGAACAAGACAGUGGACAAUAUGAAUGCACUGCUACCGCAACAUUUUCAUCAUUUGGCGUUGAAACCAGAAAAGUGUCAUGGAGUGUUACUGUAUACAGUUUACCGCGUGUUACUCUAUCUCUAUCUCAACUAAACGACACACGCAAUGAACAAUUCUGCAACACAACCAACCUUGUUGUUCCCUGCAUCUUAAAUCAUCUCCCAACUACAGUAGAGUGUCAAGCAAAAGGAUCUUUUCCGAUGUUGAUUCAACUAUUUCGCAACGCCCAGUUGCUGUUAAAGCAAAACGUGACGAAUGCCAAUCAUGCUGUGCAGCACACAAUUUCAUCUCCUCGUUCAGGAAUCUAUCAAUGUAUCGCUAGAAAUGAGUAUGGCAGCAAACAAUCAUCACUCUACGCAACAGUAUCUGGUGUUGUUCCAACUGUUUCUGCUACAAGUCGCUCAUCAACAAUUUCAGCUACAUCUCCAUCGAUGCCACAGUCUACUGUUUACAUGAAUACAUCACAGUCAACUCCUCGAGCGUCAAGUACGUCAACUAGUUCCUCAUAUUCGUCUCAAUCUACGAAUGCAACAUCUCAUAAUGUGCAAUCUACUUCUGGAACGAAGUCUCCUAGAGUUACUAGUGCUCCAGUUACCGUCACACAAGCUAAUGCGUCAUCCGUGUCUCUAUCCAGUAGUUCUUCAACUCUCAACCUUCCUACCACUUUGACACCACGCACCCGCUCGUCUUCUCAACGAUCAGAUCUUAUACCACCAACAUCAACCGUUUUGCCAACGUCUCAAACCGCAUCAGCUCCAUCCCAUCAUACAAACACUCCUUUCUCAUCAGGUGCAGCCAAGCUCCCUAUUGGAAAAGUGACGAGUGCAGCGACUAGUGGAGAUUCAAGUAAACGUACAACUAGGUCAGCAACAAAAGCAACGACACCAACGCCAGGUGGUGGACAAGAAAGUGGAAGGAAGUCUUCAGAUCUGACGGGUGUUGCAGUAUCAGGAUGGGUUGUAUCCGUCUUGCUAUUUGGAGUUAUACUUAUUAUGAUGUGGAUAAUUAGAAAACAUCGAGAAUCUAGUCAGAAAAAGAGCGAAGAGACAGCAAUGAGAGAAAAUCCUGCUUACAAUUUUAUAUCAUCACACGUUAGAGGAGGAACGGCUCCAUCAUCGACUGAUGCUGUACAGUACGAAGAGAUAGGAAUGGAUGCAACUAGACGCCAAUGUUCCUACGAGAACAUUUCUAAGCCCUGACGACGCAAAAACCAGACAGAUGUAGAACAUCUAGCAGACAAAUGUAGCUCAUCAAUCCUAUCAGCACGCGUGCUUCUAGCUAAUCAAGAACUACACUACUAGAUGUACUGUUUUUCAAGUUGUAUUUACACGUUUUACUUCAUUAUUUUACAAUAUACAUCUGUUUAGUAACUAACUUUAAUUUGAUUAGCGAAAAGCUGAUUUUACAAGACAGUUAAUUA